Cercocebus atys (sooty mangabey) is the source of this 7160-nucleotide messenger RNA. RefSeq names its product zinc finger protein 782 (gene ZNF782). The record is from RefSeq and is a predicted model, not a curated record. Lineage: Eukaryota; Metazoa; Chordata; Mammalia; Primates; Cercopithecidae. The transcript has 8 exons. Gene Ontology annotation, biological process: regulation of DNA-templated transcription.
AUCCCAGCAUGAUGAUACAUGAAGGGUUUUCUGUGGUUAUCUACUUCUGAUUCUUUUGAAAGCUUUAAAGACAUUGGGCAUGAAAGGUUCAGUGAGUUUCCAGGGACCCCUCGUUUGUGGCAGGGCCAGGAGGAAAACAGUUCCGUUCAUUCUUUCACAGCUGAGGCUUCACAGUUCUCUACACUCUCCCAAGAGCCACAGAAAAUGAACACAUUUCAGGCAUCAGUGUCAUUCAAGGACGUGACUGUGGAAUUUACCCAGGAGGAGUGGCAGCACAUGGGCCCUGUUGAGAGGACCCUGUACAGAGAUGUGAUGCUGGAGAACUACAGCCACCUCGUCUCAGUGGGGUACUGCUUUACAAAACCAGAACUGAUCUUCACAUUGGAACAAGGAGAAGAUCCAUGGUUAUUAGAGAAAGAGAAAGGAUUUCUAAGCAGGAACUCCCCAGAAGACUCCCAACCUGAUGAAAUCUCAGAGAAGAGCCCAGAAAAUCAAGGCAAACAUUUGUGGCAAGUUUUAUUCAGCAAUAAAUUAUUGACUACAGAGCAAGAAAUUUCAGGAAAACCACAUAAUCGGGACAUAAACAUUUUUCCUGCAAGAAUGAUGCCUUGUAAAUGUGACACUGUGGGGUCUGCUUACCUGGGUCUCAGCCCGACAGCCCCACACUGUCAGUAUUCAAAAGAAAAGGCUCAUGAGCAUAAUGUAUGUGACAAAUGGCUCAUCAGUAUUAAGGAUGGCAGAACUAACACUCAAGAGAAAUCUUUUGCUUAUAAUAAAAGUGUAAAAACCCUCAGUCAUAAGGAGGACGUUAUUCAGUAUCAGACAAUUCAGACUUCGGGGCAAGAUUUUGAAUAUAAUGAAAGUAGAAAAGCUUUUGUUGAAAAGGCUGCCCUUGUUACAUCUGACAGUACCUACCCAAAAGGAAAAUCUUACAAUUUCAAUAAAUUUGGGGAAAACAAAUAUGAUAAAUCAACCUUUAUUUUUCCUCAGAACAUUCAUACAGAGAAGAGUCACUAUGAGUUUAAUGAUACUGGAAAUUGUUUCUGUAGGAUCACUCACAAAACUCCAACAGGAGGGAAAUCUUUCAGCCAAAAGUCACACAUUAGAGAAUGUCGUAGAGUUCAUACAGGGAUGAAACCCUUUGAAUAUGGAAAAAGUUUCAACCAUAAUUCAACCCUCCCAGUGCAUCAGAGAACUCACGCAACAGAUAAAUACUCUGAUUAUAACCCAUGUACAGAGACGUUCAGCUACGAGUCAACUUUCAGUGUACAUCCGAAGGUUCACAUAAGGGAAAAACCCUGUGAGUAUAAUGAAUGUGGAAAAUCCUGCUCUGUUAAUUCACGCUUGAUUUGGCCUCAGAAAAGUCACGCAGGGGAGAAACCCUAUGAAUGUCGUGAAUGCGGGAAAGCCUUCAGUGAGAAGUCACGCCUAAGAAAACAUCAGAGAACUCACACAGGAGAGAAACCAUAUCAAUGUGAUGGAUGUGAGAAAGCUUUCAGUGCAAAGUCAGGCCUAAGAAUACACCAGAGAACCCACACAGGGGAGAAACCAUUCGAAUGUCAUGAAUGUGGGAAAUCUUUUAACUAUAAAUCAAUCCUCAUAGUGCAUCAGAGAACUCACACAGGGGAGAAACCUUUUGAAUGUAAUGAAUGUGGGAAAUCUUUCAGCCAUAUGUCAGGCCUAAGGAAUCAUCGAAGAACUCACACAGGGGAAAGACCAUACAAAUGUGAUGAAUGUGGGAAAGCUUUCAAACUGAAGUCAGGCCUGAGGAAACAUCAUAGAACACACACAGGGGAGAAGCCCUACAAAUGUAAUCAGUGUGGAAAAGCUUUCGGUCAGAAAUCACAACUCAGAGGACAUCAUAGAAUUCACACAGGGGAAAAACCCUAUACAUGUAAUCAUUGUGGGGAAGCUUUCAGUCAGAAAUCAAACCUCAGAGUACAUCACAGAACUCAUACUGGGGAGAAACCCUAUAAAUGUGAGGAGUGUGGAAAAACUUUCAGGCAGAAAUCAAAUCUCAGAGGGCAUCAGAGAACUCACACUGGGGAGAAGCCCUAUGAAUGUAAUGAAUGUGGAAAAGCUUUCAGUGAGAAGUCGGUCCUAAGAAAACAUCAGCGAACUCAUACUGGGGAGAAACCAUAUAAUUGUAAUCAGUGUGGGGAAGCUUUCAGUCAGAAAUCCAAUCUCAGAGUACAUCAGAGAACUCACACAGGGGAGAAACCCUAUAAAUGUGAUAAAUGUGGAAAAACUUUCAGUCAAAAAUCAAGCCUUAGAGAACAUCAGAAAUUUCACACUUUGGAGCAAGCUUUUGAAUGUAAUAAAAUUGGAAAAGCCUUUAAUGAUAAGACGUCGAUUAACAGAGUUCACCAGAGAAGUCACUCGAAGAUAAAACCCUAUAAAUGUAAUGAAUGUGGGAAAUCCUUCUGUCAGAAAGGACAUCUCAUUCAACAUCAGAGAACUCACACAGGAGAGAAACCAUUUGAAUGUAGUGAAUGUGGAAAAACUUUCUCCCAGAAGUCACACCUCAGUACUCAUCAGAGAAUUCACACAGCAGAAAAACCCUAUAAAUGUAAUGAAUGUGGAAAAACAUUUGUCCAGAAGUCAACCCUCAGGGGACAUCAAAGAAUUCACACAGGAGAAAAACCCUAUGAAUGUAGUGAAUGUGGGAAAACUUUUGUUCAGAAGUCCACCCUCAGAGAUCAUCACAGAAUCCACACAGGGGAGAAAUCCUUUCAAUGCAAUGAAUGUGGAAAAACAUUUGGCCAGAAGUCAAACCUCAGAAUACAUCAGAGAACUCACACUGGGGAGAAAACUUACCAGUGUAAUGAAUGUGAAAAAUCCUUCUGGCGAAAAGAUCAUCUCAUUCAACAUCAGAAAACUCACACGGGAGAGAAACCAUUCAAAUGUAAUGAAUGUGGGAAAACUUUUGCCCGGACAUCAACCCUCAGAGUGCAUCAAAGAAUUCACACUGGGGAGAAACCAUUUAAAUGUAAUGAAUGUGGGAAAAAAUUUGUCCGGAAAGCAAUCCUUAGUGAUCAUCAGAGAAUUCACACAGGGGAGAAACCCUUUCAGUGUAAUAAAUGUGGGAAAACUUUUGGCCAGAAAUCAAACCUCAGAAUACAUCAAAGGACUCACAGUGGGUAGAAAUCUUAUGAAUGCAAUGAAUGCAGGAAGAAUUGUGUCCAAAAGGCAACCUUCCGAGUAUAUCGAAGAAUUCACACAGGCUUCUCUUCUCUUUUCAGAGUACUAUGGAUAGGCCUGAAUGAAGUCAUACCCUAUUAGAUAGCUCCCACACAUCACACAGGCUGGUAAUCUCUUCACCAGUACCAGUUUCAUUUUAUUCCGGGCACACAGUCCACAUUUCCCAAUCUCCUUUUCAUCCAUGUCGGUCUUUGUGACUGGCUACUAAGAUGUGGAUGUCCAUCCCAGUCUGAAAAAUAAGAGACUCCCCUAACAAAUUACCAGGGCCCUGUCACAACAAAAUGGAUAUCAUUUCUAGGACAAACUUGGUGCCGUGCUUGAAUGCAGCAUAGUACAAGAUAAGUCAGCGUGCCUGAAUGAAUAUAUGCAGCAAAAUUCUCUUCUGCAUCUUUCCCAGUUGAACACGAUGUGAGCAAAAUUUUAGCUUAUACAGUAGUCCCCCCUUAUCUGCAUUUCCACUUUACACAAUUUCCAUUACCCAUGGUCAAGUGCACUUUAAAGUUAUUAAAUGGAUCCAGAAAUAAACAAUUCCUACAUUUUAAAUUGCACCCAAUUCUGAGCAGUGUCAUGAAGUCUCAUACCCUCCUGCUCUCUCUUCCAUGAGGAUUAUUGAAUCAUUCCUUAGUCUAGUGUACCCACACUCUCUGCCAGUUAGUCACUUACUUGGCAUUUUAGUUAUCACCUGUCAGGGUAUGGCAGUGCUUGUAUUCAAGUAACACUUAUUUUACUAAAUAGUGGCCUCAAAUUGCAAGAGCAGUUCUGGCAUGUUGUUAUAAUUAUUCCAUUUUAUUAUUAGUUGUUAAUCUCACGCUAUGCCUAAUUUACAAAUUUAACUAUCAUAGGCAUGUGUAUAUAUAGGAAAAAAAUAUAGUAUAUACAGGGUUCAGUAUACCCGUGGUUUCAGACAUCUACUUGGGAUUCUUGGAGAGCAUCCUUUGUGGAUAAGUGGGGACUACUGUAUUCUGUUGAGCGUUUACAUGUUUGAGUCUAUUUGUUUCUACACAUAAUUUAGUUAUGUUCUGCUAUGAAGGCAGAACGCUGCUGUGUAAGCCAAGCUUAAGUCAACCAGAGGGCACAAACCUUAUCAGGAGGUUAUAAAGUCAAGGAGAACCUCAAAUAUGAUCAGAGAAUUGUGGGAAAGACAUCCUUUCAAUGUAAUGAAAUUGAUAGUACCACCUGAUACAGGGCUUUGCAUGAACCUAAAAGUCCUUUUUGGCUGAAUGGUGAGCAGCCACUGUGCAGUUCAACGUAAUUGUGCCUUGCUUAAUUGCACAAAGGUACUUCCUCCACACCUCCUGACACCUCCAUAUACCCCAGCUACAUCUGCUUUGAGGAGGAGUUUUCCCUAGCUCCAAAGGCCAUUGGCACCCAACCAAGUAUUAUGGGAAACCUCCAAGGAGGGGAGGGUUCAAAUUUAUAUGGCUUUAUUGAAUCCAUGCCCAAGAGAACAUCUUACUAGUUCAUGUGGGGAUAAGGGACAUCUAGAUUUAGCUAAUGGGGUUUGGGUAGGGAAGGCAAACAAAUGUAAUAACCUUAUGGAUGAGGUACUUUGGGCAAGUGGAGUGUACUACAGUUAUGUUUACAUCUGAAAGUAUAGUAGGGAUUAAUUCCCAUCAGUUAUAGAGAGAAUUCAAAUUCCCUGUAAUUCGCAUGAGUCAUAGAAUUCUAAUCAGGAAGAAUUGUAUGUAAAGAUACGUCUGAGGUCCAACAGCUCUGAUCAUUUUGGGCUUCAGGUCUCUGUGACUGGUGAUUUCGUGGGUUGAAACUUCUGGCAAAAGGGAGCAGCCCUUGGGAGCUGGGGGAUGGGGUUGACUUCAUUCCCUGACAAGGCUUCCAGGUCCAUCCCUUCUGAAAAGCAUCUGUUAGUUUACUCUUGGGCUUUUACACAUUGGCUAUCUCUUCCCUGGGUAGAGGGCUCUGACCUAAAAUUCCAGUUUGGGAGUGUGUCGUCUUGGACUCAACAACUAACAAAAUGAAAAGGACCCAGCAAGCCUCACUUGUGGAGUGAAAAUGGAGCAUUCAGGAAGGCAGCUGUCCUGGCCCCACAGUAUGUCAGCUGUAUAUGCAAUAGUAGUAGCUGUCUCUGAAAAGGGAAAUAAUGUAUCCCUUCUUUCCUGAAGGAAGCAAAGUUGCUGGCUUAUAGAGUCCUCAAUUCAUAGAGGUUACUGUAAUUGGGCCUGGCUCACUGAUGGUUUCACUAACUGAAACUACUAGGAUCCUACUCAGUGCCGUUAAGAAACCCAGAGUGAAAUGGUCACUCCUCUCAGUGGAAAGAACACAGUGUUCUCAGCUCUGGCCAAUACUCCAUUUGAUGAACCUUGUUACAUUUUUGUUAAACCUUGGGCUCUGGAUGUGGCCUAGCUAUUUGAUAUUCUAGUUGGAAAUUAUAUAUUAAAAAGCACCCUUUCAUCCUUUGUACAUGGGGGUUAAAAGUCACAGCUGCUUAGUACAACCAUCUGGGUUGCUCAAGUAGAUGCCCAUAAUAAGAGACUAUUUUCUGAUAAGACUGACUGGAAUCAAGCUGCCGAUGGAGCUUUCUCCAUCCAGAUUCUGACCAUUGCUACUUGGAUCCAUCAUUUUACUGGUACGGCAAAAAGUCACCCAUUUCACACUGGGUACGAAGUAAAGGGCUUUUUAUCUGAUGCUUCCAUUGAUGUCAUUGGAUAUAAGAAUUUGCAAAAUUUUUUUCCUUCUGGAUAAAUAGCAAGUACUUCAUAUGCCAUUGAUUAAUUCAGCUUUUUCCCACUGAUUUUAAAUAUCUUUAUAUACUAAAUUGUCAUUUGUAAAUAGUGCAUAUGACUGAUUAAAUAACAUUCUGAUAUUUUAGUAACAUCCCUUUGUGAAUAGGACUGGCAUGUAUAAGAGCCAUAAUACCCAUCUUUCUGGCCUGCUAUUGAAUUUUUCACAGAAGGAUAAUUGAACCAAGUUUGGAAAAAGAAUACACCUUAGGACUUAAGAAAUAGAAUAUCAUAGGCCAGUUACAUUGUAACAGUAGAACUGCCAGCAGCCUUACCAAGAAAAUGCAUUGACAAUAGGAGAACAUAAGGUUACCCCUGGAGAGAAGCAGCUAUGACAGGAAGAUUAAUGGUACACAACCCAGUUAGUACCUGUUAGGACCAGUUAGUCCCUGACAAUCAAAACAUCACUGUUUACUCUGUUUUUGUAAUACUUCGUAAUAUAAAGCAAGUCUUUCUUUAAACUUUUUUUACUCAGACUCAGAAGGAAAAUAUUUAAAAUUAUCUCUCUCCCUACCCCUUUUAAAUAGGAUAUUUGAGGAUUAUGAUUGGGUUUGAUAUUAAGGAUCAGGAACCCUGUAGGGUUGAACUGAUUCACUCGGGCGGCCUGAGUCACUGGGAGGCCAGGUGACAAAGCCUUAUGACUGGGGACUCAUGUGUUACCUGCUGUCCCUUAGCAGAGGUAGGCCCACGGGAUACCUUCCCAUACAAUACAUCACCAAUUGGAGACCAUGGUCUGUGCUCUAGUCAUUUAUGCUCCCUCUCCCUGCCUGGUUGAUCUCCUUAGCAACUCACGGUCUUUUGCUCUGGCAGAUGGAUGCCUCAUCUAGAGACCCUGGAGGAGUUCAUUUUCUGUGUGCCCACCCAUUAAGGGCCUUCAAGCUAAUAAAGAUAGAAAACAAGGCAGGAAUUUUUGUCUGUUGUAUUCACAAUGUAUCUCAAACACAUGAAACAGUCCCUCUUCGUAUUAGGCACUAAGAAAUACUUGCUGAAGGUACAGUUAUCAAAGUGAAAUCUGAACAUUGUUCCUUUUGAUGUUCCAAGUUAUCUUUUGAGGUGAUUAAUUUAUUAUAAAUAGGUAAAAUAUUGCUAUAAGUUCUCCAUUUACGGGUAUUUUAUAAAUUUUUAAAACUUGUUCUUAAUCUUCAGAAGUGUACAGAACUGUUCUUCAGAUCUUUGUCAACCAAAACAGUAUUUUCAAUAAAUUGGGUUUCCCAGUUCAAA